Molecule: messenger RNA, 4894 nt
Organism: Bombus terrestris (buff-tailed bumblebee)
Lineage: Eukaryota; Metazoa; Arthropoda; Insecta; Hymenoptera; Apidae
Product: E3 ubiquitin-protein ligase TRIM33
Exons: 12
Coding region: 709-3798 (1029 amino acids)
Biological process (GO): positive regulation of DNA-templated transcription
Cellular component (GO): nucleoplasm; chromatin
Molecular function (GO): protein binding; zinc ion binding; ubiquitin-protein transferase activity
Source: RefSeq, a predicted model, not a curated record
ACUUCACUCUCCGAUCUUCGUUAGUGGAUGGUAGUGGGAACGCAAAACUGAUGUAAUCGACAACGUCGUGUGUAUGUGUGAAAGAAAGCAUGCACUUUGCGUGGCGCGCAGAAACUAUCCGUUGAAAAAAUGUAUGGUUCUCUUGGGCUUUCAUCGAGCUAACUCAGCCGAAUGCUUUUAAGAUACAAAAGCAGUACGUUUAAGCAUAUAGUUCUAAAUCUCUAAUUCUUUGAAACAAACAUUCUGUCGAGAGAGCCUACGUGACUUUAACUGAAGCUGUCAAUUGAUUACGAUUCUUAACAAAAUUUUUCAAGUUCGCUAAAUAAAGUAUUUUUGUUCCCAAAUUUUAACUUUCCCUAUAUUAAAGAAUAACUACAGUUAUUCUUUAUACAGUUUCUAGAUACAUUUUGUCUUUUAGAUAUACACGACAAUUGAAAUUGACAAUUCAAAUUACGUUCCACAUGUAUAUGUCGAUCUUUCUAGAUUAAGCCCAUACUAAAACUAUAUUCGAGACAGAGGGCGCCAUUAUACGUUGCAUCGAAUUUCUUGCCUAACUAUAGUAAUUGCAAUCAGAGUGGAGUGUGGAGUAUGUAGUGUGGAAUAUGUAGCAUGGUGGACCAUGGCGCUACAUGGUUCAAGAAAUUUAUUUUCAUAAGAUAUAAAAACGAUUCUUGUGUGUAGCCACGUUCAUACUUUGAUAAUUUUAAAAUGGAAACUCGGACGAAUGAGUUAUUAACAACAGGUCCUAUAGCAACGAUUAAAGAAGAGCCUGUUGACCAAACUGGCGCGAAGCAAGAUAUGCAACAAUCUCAAGUGCAGGGCGUUUGCAUUGAGGAAGAGUGCGAACAGCGUAUCGAGUGUACAACUGAGGGCCAAGAAAAUGAGACACGUACAUUUUUAUCGAAAUGUGUGUUCUGUGGAAAGACAUUUACUUUCGGUGAUGAUCCAAAACUUUUAGAAUGUUUACAUGCAGCAUGUUCGACAUGUGUUAAUAGUAAACUCAGUGAUCACAACACAUCGGUCGACGUGGAUGUUCUGUUGGAAAGUAAUGUAAUUGCUUGUCAGAUAUGUAAUGUCACCACACAGGCAGAAAACUUAAUUGAAAACCGAUUCCUAUCAAAAUUUAUAGAAGAGGAUAAUAGUCCAGGUACUGAUGACGAAUCUAAAGAAACAGAAGAAGAAAAAAAAUGUACUAGCUGUCAUGAUAAUGCCAAUGCCACAAGUUGGUGUGUAGAAUGUGAAGAAUUUAUAUGUCAAAACUGUGUUAUGGCACAUCAGAGAUUAAAAAUAACAAAAGAUCACACAAUUAAACCAAAGGAUGAAGUUGCCAAUGAUAGAGAUAAUGUUAAAAAAAGCAACAAAAAAAUACCUGGCUAUUUAUUUUGUACAAUUCAUCCACAUGAACAAUUAUCUUUAUUUUGUCAAACAUGUGAUAAGCUUACUUGUAGAGAUUGUCAGCUAAGUGAACACAGAGAUCAUAAGUACAAAUUUAUUCAUGAAAUUGCUACUGAAACCCGUGCAUCAGUGUCAACUUUACUUAAAGAAGUGAGUUAUAAACGAGUUUUAUUAAAAAGUGCAAUGAAAGUCAUAGAAGACAGACAAGUUCUUAUUUUAGAAAAAAAGAAAAAUUUAGUGCAAGACAUAACACAAAUGGUGGUGCAGUUAACAAAUGCAAUUAAUACACGAGGAAAACAAUUAGUUAUGCGUCUAAAUGAAGUUUGUGAUCAGAAACAAAACACAUUAAAUGAGAAAAAAGUUGCUUUAGAUCAAUUAUCUAAGCUUACUGAUCAUUGUAUCCAAUUUGUAACUCAUGCCUUAAAAAAGGGUUCAGAUAUGGAAUUACUUUAUAGCAAAAAAUCUGUUACAAGUCAUUUACAAAGAAUAAAAAGUAGACGAGCUGACAUUCCAAAUCCAGAAAUACCAGUUAGAAUAAAUUUGUCCUUGGAGAAAGUACCAGAUUUGAUAAAAGUGGUUUCAUCUAUUGGAGGAAUAGUAGUGGAUGGUAGAGUAUAUCCUUCAAUAUCUCCAUUGGGUGGAGUAAAUACAACACCAUCUAUGCCAUAUAAUGAAUCACAGACAGAUCAAAAGCAAACAACUAAUCUGUCAAAUGUACAUAUGGAUGGUUCUUCCAUAGCUGCACAAUUACCUGUUGCAACACAACAAUCUAAUAGUAUGCAACAAAAUUCCUAUCAACAAGUGCCUCUUCAUAUAGCAUCUCAACAGCAGCAACAAACACAGUCGCAAAAUUAUAUGCAACAUUAUCCUAUAAAUAACAUGCCACCUCGGUCAUCACCACAAGCACAUCAACCUCGUGUACCAUAUCCAGUCAAUUUCAAUAACAGAUUACAACAACCAAUGAUGAUGCAACAACGUCCUUUGGGAAGUUGCCAUCAACAAGUAACAUCGUCCACGCAUCCUCAUCAACAAGUUCACAUAGAUCAACUUGGUCAGAAUACAAGUUUACGUGGACUUCUUGCACAUAAUCCACCACCUUUCCGAUCUUCUACAAAUCAUGUAUCAUAUCGACUGCCACCUUAUAGAUAUCCUCCAAACAAUUCCCAACGACCAGUACCACCACCUGCAUAUCAACCAACAAAUACAUCCAUGGUAUCUGGUAUAAGACUUCAGCAAUGUAAUCCAACUUCUCCAUCCGCGCAACAUAUAAAUUAUCCUAUGCAACAACCACCUACAGCUCGCUGGCAUAUACCUCAAAAUGUCAAUCCCUGUCUUCCUUUUUAUACUUCCCGCCAUCAAUCAAAUACACCUUCCAUGUCAGUUCCUACUAAUGAUACCUACAAGAUAACGUUAAAAAAUCAACAAUCAAAUGCAAAUCAAAAAUAUAAUACACAGACGACUACUGCUUCUGAUACUCCACCUCAAUCACAAAGUUCAGUGUCUGUUGGUCAUACAGUUAGUUCGUCAGUACCUAAAACGCCUAGUCCUGUGCCUCCUGGAAAAUCAGAUGAAACUGAAAAAAGUCUAGACAAAUUUUGCCAAAAAUCUUUGAAUGAUCUAAUGCUUACUAUCGCAAAAUUAGAUAGCAAUGGAAUUGUAGUAAUACCAGAAGCUCAACGAAACCAGUUAGAUUCGGCCCAAGUAGAUAGUUCAACUGAUGAAGGGUUGAAUCCAAUGGCUGAGAAUUCAUCAGCAUCCAUGGCAAAGGAUGAUCCAAAUGAAGACUGGUGUGCAGUAUGCAUGGAUGGAGGAGAUGCAGUAUUAUGUUGUGAUAAAUGCCCAAAAGUCUUCCACUUAUAUUGUCAUAUUCCUAGUUUAAAAUCGUUUCCUGAUGAAAGUGAAACAUGGCAGUGUAUGUUAUGUACUAAUGUACUAGACUGUUCAGAUGACCCACCAGGAGAAAAAAGACCAAACACAAUGAGUGCAAAAGAAUUACGAAUUGCACAAAGAAUUGUGUUAGAACUUUAUUGUCAAUAUGAGCAAAGCUUACCUUUCCGUGAAAUAGUAUCUAGCGAGAUAGUUGAUUAUCAUCGCAUCAUAAAAAAACCAAUUGCACUAGAUGUAAUUAGAGAUAAAUUAAAACCUGAGCAUGCAGAACAUUACACAGAUUUAAGACAAGUAAUGGCAGACAUCAGAUUGAUGUUUAAAAAUGCUUUUACUUAUAAUCCUGUUGAAUCGCAAGUGUAUCAAGAAGCACGAAAUUUAGAAGAAUUUUUUGAAAAAUUAUUAUUAAAAUGGGCACCAAAUUACGCAUAUGACGAUCCUUUUCUUUCGGGUGACAAGGACGAAGACGAAGAAGUGUUUCCUCCUAAUAGAAAAUAUCGUCGUAUACUUACAGACUAAUUUUCACUUUCCGUAAUUAAGCACAUAAACAAGUAUAUUAUUUUUAAAACACAUAGCAGAAUUAUAUUUCCAUAUAAUGAAUAUUUCUUAAUUAUAUUUAAUAUUGCUUUUCGUGUUUAAUUAAUUAAUAAAUGUCUAUAAAUACUUAUGGAUACUAACAAUUGAGCAGACAUUUACAACUGUAGUAUAGACUUCUUCACAUUUUAUGUUCAGUGAAGAAAAUUUUAUUUCUAGCUUAAUAUUGCGAGCUUACUGCAUGAAUUUAUAAAUUAAAGGUGAUCACAAAUUUAGUUCAUAAAAUAUUUGAGUGUGUUGACUAUUUCUUAUAAAUUUAUCAUAAAAUUUGUUAGAAAACCUAUCAUUUAAUUAUAUCAAUAAUUGAAUUACUAAAAAAUAAUUGCAUUAAUAUUACAAUAAAAUAUUUCAGUAAAUAUAUAAGUAUUUUUUUACAAAGUAUUACGACUUUAUAUACAUAUAUAUAUAUAUAUAUAUGUAUGUAUGUAUAUAAUAUAUACACAGAGUGUUCCAUAUGUGACAGUAUUGCAGAGUUGAGUUGAGGAUAUAAAAAUGGAAAAACAAAAAUUCAGAUAAACAUAUGAACUAUUUUUGUGUUCUCAAUUUACUUCUCCAAUAUACUCACAUAGUACGAAACAUUUUGUAUAUCUGUAUUAUCAUUUUAAUAAAACUAUAGAAAAAAAUGUUGAAUUACUUGUUGAUAAAAAAUUACAGUUAACUAUGUAACAUAUUGACUGAAAAUUUUAUAAAUUAAUAUCAUUUUUAAAACGUUUUGCUGUAAGAAAACCGUUUAAUUGUUAAUAUUCCGAUGUAUUUGAUAAGUAAAUACAUGUUUGUUACACGAAAAUGAACAAAAGAUUGAAAUAUAUUAACAUUUGAAUUUUCAUGUUUAUUUCUCAUUCUAUUAUAAUUAAUUUUAUUAUUUAAAUUGUCUUAUAUUAAAACGUUUUAAUACAUUUACUUGGUAGCAUCAAAUGUAGACAACUAUGUUGUUAAAUUUCACAUUAUUGUAUUACACCAAAUACAUGUAGGAUGUGCAAAAUAAUCUUAUAUAAAAUAUACAGAAUGGAAUUUUUUAAAA